Molecule: messenger RNA, 780 nt
Organism: Diversispora eburnea
Lineage: Eukaryota; Fungi; Glomeromycota; Glomeromycetes; Diversisporales; Diversisporaceae
Source: the annotation of a GenBank genome assembly
AUGGCAGAAAAAGUUGGAAUCUUAGUAGUGAAAAACAUUAAAUGUACUUUAAACCAGAAUGUAAUUGCAAUCAACCAAUGGCGUACAUUUUUACCAUUUCUUCCCCAAAGAGAAAUUUAUUUAACAGUUCAAUAUGGGGAUAACGAAAGGUCUACCAAACCCGCUCGGCUUGAAAAUUGUCAAGAUGGAAGAAAGGAAGCUUAUUACACUGAAUCAAUCACCCUUCCUAUUGUCAAAGUUGCCCAAGAAUUCAAGGUAACUUGUUACGUUGGAAAUGAUGUCGAUGCUAUUUGGGGUGACACUAGAGACACCCUCAGGGACUCCCUUAAUGAAAAUGAGUCACCUGGUAAUGAUGUAGGCAAUGGCAGAAAAGAAAAUGUUGGCGGGGUAACAUUAUACCUCAUGUUUCUCGCAAUGGAAGCGCCCAAAAAACGAAUGCGACAACUCAAAGCAUUAUGUGGCCAAAUGAUUGGGAUAAUGAUAAUUGAUAAUAUAAAAGUAAAAAAUCUUAAUGGACGCAAAGGUUGUUUACGGGUGAUGCUUGGGAAUGAAAAGGCAAGCACUGAAAAAUAUUUCAAUAUUGUUGACAAGGAAUGCCCAUAUGGGAUCAUUCUUCCGGUUGUGGCUUCUCCCAAUUUUUCAAUGCUACUGCAAAUAUACUACUCCACUACUGAAUUUGGGAGUCAUCGAAUUUUCUUUUCCUCCCAGCAUGAGGACCUUUGGAUAAAACUCAUGUACGGUGGUCAGGUUUCUGGACUUUUUCAAUACAAUAAUAAUUGA